AUGGAGAGUAGAAAUGACGACCUUAGCAUGGGCGCUGUUGUUCACGCUGUUUACCAGAUAGACCCCGAACGGAAGAGGAAAAUGCAAUUCCAAACCACUGUGGAUCCCACACACCCUUCCUAUUGGUUAUGUGCUUGCAUUUAUGCUUAUGGAUAUCGGGUCCGCAAAACAGCGAACGAAAGGACUGCCGACCCAGAUUACGAGCAAGGCCAGAACCGAGCAAACAGGCAACACAGGAAGAAAGCCGAGGCUCGGCUUCUGGUUCACGCCAAUCAGCAAGAUACACGGUGGCUCGAUGAUCCAUCUAAUCCAUCCAGACAAAUCCUAACCUUGGCACGGCGUGAGGAACAUAUGGGACCUUGGGGCGGUCCGAGGCGGGAAUACCGGGUGCAGGAUCUGAUCGCUCCGAAGUUGUUCAUCUCGACCUGUCUCGAGCGCUCUAAUUUCCACGUCUUAUUCCUUAUAGUCUAUCCCAUUCGCUUGGCUGCUGACACCGCCAAAGUGGUGAACGACAGGCCCAAGGAGUGCCAACAGAGUCUCAUCUCACGUGAAGAAUGCGUCCCGAUGUAUGUCAUUCGACGUAUUCGGGGAGAGGAAUGGGAUUGGGAGGAUUCCAUCAUUGGUCUCGCUACAACAACCUACCGCUCCAGUAGCAACUGCAUGGUGGAAGAUUUCCGCGCUUACAUGACCCUCGGCAAGCUGGCUUUCUUCACAUCAAUUUCACCAAGUGCGCUUUCUCCCUUCACGGCUCCUUGCUGUGAGUUGACGGGCCAGCGUGCUACCUAA
Messenger RNA from Aspergillus niger, 786 nucleotides. RefSeq lists its product as hypothetical. The transcript is spliced from 6 exons. The record is from RefSeq and is a predicted model, not a curated record. Bases 1 to 786 code for a protein of 261 amino acids. Lineage: Eukaryota; Fungi; Ascomycota; Eurotiomycetes; Eurotiales; Aspergillaceae.